Molecule: messenger RNA, 892 nt
Organism: Gaeumannomyces tritici R3-111a-1
Lineage: Eukaryota; Fungi; Ascomycota; Sordariomycetes; Magnaporthales; Magnaporthaceae
Exons: 3
Coding region: 79-477 (132 amino acids)
Biological process (GO): pyruvate import into mitochondria
Cellular component (GO): mitochondrial inner membrane
Source: RefSeq, a predicted model, not a curated record
GGAAUAAUUUUGCAUCCCUCCUUUUUCGUUGCCCAGCACACCCAAGCCAGCGACGUCGGCCACCCAAUUGCUCUCAAAAUGGCGGCAUUCGUCAAGGCGAUAAACGCUCGCAUCAGGGCCAACCCUGUGACUGACUACUUCUGCUCGACCCACUUUUGGGGACCGGCGUCCAACUUUGGCAUCCCCCUUGCGGCUGUCAUGGACACGCAAAAAAGCCCCGAGAUGAUCUCGCCCACCAUGACGGGCUCGCUCAUCGUCUACGCUGGAACAUUCAUGCGAUACUCGCUGGCAGUCACUCCCAAGAACUACCUCCUGUUCGCCUGCCACUUCGUCAACGCCGGCGCCCAGCUGACCCAGGGCUACCGGUAUCUCGACUGGCACCAGUGGGGAGGCAAGGAAAGGGCUGCGGCCGCAGAACCCACCCUUUCGACUGUCAAGGCACUGCAAGGGAAGGUGGAAGAGGCUGUGAGUAAAUAGGCAAUAUCAGGUGUUGUCCGGCCGAGAAUGGUGUCGGGGAAUAUUUUGGGGCUGGUAGGUCCAUUGCGCAGGGCUCAGCUGGUCUAUCAUGAAUGAUACACGACACGAUCAAGGGUCGACCUGCUGUCGGAUGUGGUAGGCAUGGCGUGGAAUCGCGGGACUGAUCGACCUCCCCGGUCGCGAAAUCGAUCGGGUAUUCACCAGCAGGUCAGCCGCAUUGGCUGGCUUGCCAUGUAUAAUGUAACUCGAGCAAAUGCUUGAGAGGAAGAAAUGCGUGCAUGGCAUGAAUCUAGACGUAUCGGAAGCCCAGGCAACGAUAACGGUCAUUAGAGCAAGUUUACAACCCGAAUCAUGGAACUUUAGAUGUCUUGCCUGAAGUUAAUAUGUGGUAUGAAUCCAUCAUUCGCCUAGCCCA